CAUUCUUGAUAAGCUUUUUCAAAACUUACUGACAGACUUGCCAGGUUGCGUCUGACUUAACGCCCUUUGGUUGUGCUGCGGUGUAAGACAUUCACUCUAAUCAAGCUCUCAAAGAUGUCUGAAUCUGCAGAGGCAGUGGCAGCCAACUUGAGCAGCAGUAGAAAUGUCACCAUUGAGAUCUCAAACCUCACCAGAGACUACUGCCUGGCUAACCCCAAGGUCUAUCUGGACAGUGGGGACACCUACAACCCUCCCCAGCCCACAGUGCGCCCAUUGAUGACCGAGGUGUGUUCCUUCAGCAAGACGUCUGGCAAGGCCAAAGGCAGCGUGGGCGUCUUGACCUAUGACCUCCUAGAGAGGGCCAAGAGAAAUGACAUGGAAACGUUGUCCGUGAUGUUCUCCAUCCCGUAUGACUACAAUAUGUAUAAGAACUGGUUUGCUGUGGGCAUCCACAGCAAGGGCAAGGAUUGCAAUGAGUCACUGUUCAAGGAGAUGUACUACAAUAAGGAAUCAGGCUUUGUCAGGGCAGAGGCCACUGGGUCGGGCAUCAACUAUAUAGGCAAUCACCUGGACAUCAAAGCCACCAUGUCCCCCAUGGGGCGAGCCAUCAUGAAAGUGGAGAUCUGGGAUAAGCUCUUCACACCUGAGGGCCAGAAACCGAUGUUUUAAUAUGAUUCCUGUGCUUAAAAACAUCCCCACACCACAUGCCAUAGUCGCUAAUCAUCCUGAACCAUAACACAAUAAAUUGGCAUGUAAAUUUAUUUGUACAAUCAGUUGACUGUAUGGAUAUGUGCUUUCCAUAAAAAACAGAAAAUAAUUAAAAUAAUUAAAAACCAGUA
This is a messenger RNA of Anguilla anguilla (European eel), 839 nucleotides long. Its product is annotated as DELTA-sagatoxin-Srs1a-like. NCBI's taxonomy places the organism in Eukaryota, Metazoa, Chordata, Actinopteri, Anguilliformes, Anguillidae. Bases 115 to 669 code for a protein of 184 amino acids. The transcript is spliced from 3 exons. The record is from RefSeq and is a predicted model, not a curated record. Gene Ontology annotation, cellular component: pore complex. Gene Ontology annotation, biological process: pore complex assembly; monoatomic cation transport; cytolysis in another organism. Gene Ontology annotation, molecular function: channel activity.